CGAUCACGAUGAAUCCUACAUUAACCAUACGUAUGUAAUAAAACCACUUCCCCCGCGCCAGGGUUUCAGACACCGCCGCUUCAAGCGCUGCAGGGACUCAAAACUCACCUUGGCAGGCAAGCUUUCGGCUAGAAGAAGAAUAUUACAAAAUGCCGUCGCACAAGACUUUCAAGAUUAAGAAUAAGCUGGCGAAAAAGAUGAGGCAGAACAGGCCUAUCCCUCAUUGGAUUCGCAUGCGCACCGACAACACCAUCAGGUACAACGCUAAGCGCAGGCACUGGCGUCGUACCAAGCUUGGCUUCUGAGAACGCUUUGAGUUAGUUUAUUCACUAGUCAUUAGGGUUUAUUGUGAGAGUAUUUCUAGUUUUGCUUUUUUUUUGUGUGUGUGUGAGUGGAAUUAACUCUGAAGGGAUUAUGUUUUGACUUGAAUAUGAAAUGCAACAAAGUCAUUGCUUUGGCCA
Molecule: messenger RNA, 461 nt
Organism: Manihot esculenta (cassava)
Lineage: Eukaryota; Viridiplantae; Streptophyta; Magnoliopsida; Malpighiales; Euphorbiaceae
Product: 60S ribosomal protein L39
Exons: 3
Coding region: 150-305 (51 amino acids)
Biological process (GO): translation
Cellular component (GO): cytosolic large ribosomal subunit; ribosome
Molecular function (GO): structural constituent of ribosome
Source: RefSeq, a predicted model, not a curated record